Molecule: messenger RNA, 239 nt
Organism: Meloidogyne enterolobii
Lineage: Eukaryota; Metazoa; Nematoda; Chromadorea; Rhabditida; Meloidogynidae
Source: the annotation of a GenBank genome assembly
UUCAGAAAAACCUUCGGAACUUUCUCGACCAAAAACAAGUAUUCUUUGCUCAUCUUCUUUCCAGGUUCAUAUUCAUGACGUUGGUAGUUCUGAGGAAUUACCAAAACCGCGCGACUUUCAGUAUUUUGUGGUGCAUCUUGUGCCGAAGUCGAAUCCGUUUAACUAUUUUGCGUAUAGCUGACUUGUCCGUUAUGAGAAUGUUUUUCUUUAUUUUUUCCUUAUUUAUUUUUACUAAAUAG